Saprolegnia parasitica CBS 223.65 is the source of this 1492-nucleotide messenger RNA. RefSeq lists its product as hypothetical. The record is from RefSeq and is a predicted model, not a curated record. The annotation marks the transcript as partial. Gene Ontology annotation, molecular function: metalloendopeptidase activity. Gene Ontology annotation, biological process: membrane protein ectodomain proteolysis. NCBI's taxonomy places the organism in Eukaryota, Oomycota, Saprolegniomycetes, Saprolegniales, Saprolegniaceae. The transcript is spliced from 2 exons.
AUGAAGGUUCGCUUUGGAGUCUGCCUCGCUAUGGCCAUUGCCGCCCACGCCAACACCCACAAGAAGGGGGCAUCCGUCGCGUCGAAGCACGGCGUGGAGGCCACGACGGCGUCCCGCAUCCUCGCUGCUGCAAACGAUCACAACACGGAGUACGAGCCCAGCUUGAUUGAUGCGUUCGAUGAAGCCGACGCGAUCAAGGACACGCCAUACGACUUUCUGAGCGCCGCCCAAGCGUCUCGGUACCGGUCGACGCACGACGACCACGCGCAUCACGGCCAGUACUGGGACGACGUUCACGUGGAGGUGAUUGCCGACGAAGACGGGUGCCCCGAGAUUCCGUGUCGCGAACUCUCGGACUUUGUGAAUGGCAAGUGCACGUACACGCCGCUGCCGCACGGCACGCUCUGCCCGGGCCAGAGCUGCGACAACGACGGUCCGUGCGACGCUGACGAGAAGGACUAUUGCGACAGCGACGGCACGUGCCUUAACGGCUACAAGGACCAGAGCAUCGUCUGUCGCAGUGCCCGCGACGCCUGCGACGCGGCCGACUACUGCAGUGGCGAAAGCAGCGAGUGCCCCGACGACGAGUUUGCGCCGUCGUCCAAAGUGUGCACCAAGAUGGGCAAGUCCACAGGGGGCCCGUGCGACGCACCCGACUACUGCGACGGCCGCGGUCACUGCGUGGACAUGUACCAGUCCAACAAACACGUUUGCCGCCGCGCCGCCGACGUCUGCGACGAGGCAGAAACGUGCACGGGCGUCAGCGGCGACUGCCCCAGCAACAGCUUUGCACGCAAGGGCAUCGAGUGCACCUCAAUUGGCAAAUCGUCGGGCGGCGCAUGCGACAGCGUUGACCGCUGCGACGGGCACGGCAAGUGCAUUGACCACUUUAAGGGCACGAACCAUCUCUGCCGCAAACCAGUCGACGUUUGCGACGAGCCCGAGUACUGCUCGGGCGAGUGUGGCGUCUGCCCCGACGACCUCGCCGCGCCCGUGGGCAAGGUCUGCACCGAGAUCGGCAAGUCGAGCGGCGGCAAGUGCGACGGUGUCGAUGUCUGUGACGGGCGUGGUCGCUGCAUCGAUACGUUUCUCCACAGCAGCGUGGUCUGCCGCCAUGCGAGUGAUAUUUGCGACGUGCCCGAAUACUGCACGGGCUACGUCGGCAAAUGCCCCCACGACAAGUUUGCAUCCCGAACGACCGAGUGCACGCCGAUCGGAGAGUCGUCCGACCACGCGUGCGACGGCGUCGACUACUGCGACGGCCACGGCAAGUGCGUCGACCACUUUGAGAAGGACACGCUGUGCCACGUCGCCGAGGACCUCUGCGACACGAACCUCUUCUGCAACGGCGCCCACGCCUCGUGCCCCCGCAGCACGCACGACACACACGACUUCGGGAACGACUACGCCUCUGUCUUUGCGUACAAGGCGCGUCAGUGCUCGGCCAAGGCAGCGCAGCAGUUUGUCUCGGUGUACGAUGCGCCGGGGGGCA